UCCGGGGCAGAUGGCCGGGCUCACCGGGUCUCGGUUCGGUACCGGAGCUCGUUUCGGUGUUUGUGGCCUUCAGCCCGGAACAACCGUUAAGUUUAGAUUAGCUCUGCAGCUAACAAGCGAACUAGCGUCAGGACCCGGAUUUUAAAAAGAUGCUUUAUUUUAAAAUAAUCUGACUGAUAGUUUAAUAAAUUAGUGAUUUUGUGAUUUAAAUUAAAAUAAUCUGAUAGUUUAAUAAAGUAGUGAUUUUAUGAUUUAAUUUAAAAUAAUCUGACUAAUAGUUUUAAAAAGUAGUGAUUUAAUUUAAAUAUAAUGCGAUUUCUAAACUAUUUAUCUUCAUAUUUUAACCUCUUGGUUCUGUUUUUUCUGUCAUUUUGUCCUAACCUGCUCACAUCAAAGUGAACAGAGUGUUUCGCUUUUAAUUUUUUUCGUGUUUGAACUUCCUUCACGUCCUUCAGCUGCUGAGACGCUAAAAUACACAAAUUAAUAAUUAUUAUUAAUAUUAGACCAUGUUUGGGUUGAAAAUCCACAUAUUCAGACUGAAUCAAAACAUCUUCACAGCUCUUUUAGCCCACAGAUCUUUUAGGUCCUUAUUAGCCUCCACAGCUAACGACGUAGCUUAGCUUUACCACAUUAAUGAUGUUCUGAUUUUAGUAAUCUGACUUACAAACUGAUUUUCUUUAUGCUCUGACCUCCUUCUUCUUCUUCUUUGUCCUAAACUGCUCAGAUGAACUCGAACUCUAAGUUCUGAGAUCGACUCUUUUUCGUCUUCGACUUUAUUUAGCUUAGCUUUAGUUAGCUGAUAUGCUAAAAUAUAGAAUAAGAGUAAAAAAAAAACCUUUAAAACCAGUUAAUGAGUCAGCUGAUGUCAGAAACUAAAUGGAAAUGAUGCUAAAAUAUAAAACUAAAAUCUCUCAUGAAAGGAAUCAUAAAAAUAAAAUUUAUGAAAACAGAAGUACUGAAUAUUUUCAUAAUAAAAUACAAAUAAAUAUGGGAAAAGCAUUUUAAAAAAUGUACCAGAAAAUAAUAAUUUGGCAAUUUUUAAAAUGGAAAAUCAAAACUAGAAAAUAUUAAAAUGUAAAAUUCAAUACAAAGCCAAGUUUUAUGAGAAUUAGCAUGAUUCUUUUACUCAUUAUCCCCGAAAACAGGAAAUUAGCUUUAACGUUAUGUCUCUGUUUAAUUAAUGGAGUUAAAGUGGUGUAUUUAAUUUAUUUUAAGUAUUUAAUUUAAUUUAUUUUAACUGGUCUGUUUCAGGGCUGCACAGUGAGGUAGUGGUUAGCGCUGUCGCCUUGCAGCAAGAAGAUCCCCAGUUCAAAUCCCGGCCUGGGAUCUUUCUGCAUGGAGUUUGCAUGUUCUCCCUGUGCAUGCGUGGGUUUUCUCCGGGUACUCCGGCUUCCUCCCACAGUCCAAAAACAUGCUGAGGUUAAUUGGUUACUCUAAAUUGUCCGUAGGUGUGAAUGUGAGUGUGAUUGUGUGUCUGUAUAUGUAGCCCUGUGACAGACUGGUGACCUGUCCAGGGUGUCCCCUGCCUUCAGUCAGCUGGGAUAGACUCCAGCACCCCCCAUGACCCUUGUGAGGAUAAAGAGGUGGAUAGAGGAUGGAUGGAUGGAUGGAUUAUUUCAUGGACUUUAGCUGGUUUAUUCUAUUAUUUUUCAUCAGAAUCUAACGUGUUUCCAGGUCGUUAUCAGCCGAUGAUGUUUGCUGCUUUAGUUCCUGCGUGACAUCGGGUCAGAAGGUCGUUUGGAGCUGAUUCUGGGUCAGAUAUCAGCGGCUGUAAACCAGAUAAGUCUAAUUAACGCUGUUGUGUUCAACAGCAGACGACUGAAGUCCAGACUGAGGACUGUUGGACCCACAGAGCAGCAGAUUGUGAUGGAGGACGCUUCACCUGUUCAGCCAGAUGUUUCUCCAUGCUGGAUGGAUCUCUGCUCCUCAGUUCUCUGUUUCUGAUCCGGUUUCUGGCUGCUGAAUGGUUCCAUCUCAGUAGUACUUCAAAGAUCCAGUCAAACACAGUACUACAGUAGAAAGUACUACAGACGAUGACCCUCCUGGUUCUCUCUGCAGGACGUCUUUGUGGAUCUUUGCUCUCCUGCUCUGGAGCUUUUUCUGCAGUCAUGACGCCUUCAUCCUCCCGUCUGUCCUCACCGAUGCUCCGGCUGCUCGUAGCCGCCGUCGUACUCCUGGUGAUGAUGUCACAUCCUGCUUCGGCCGCUGAACCGGAGACGUGUUUCUCCAGGCAGCACCAGAGCGCCAUCGUCAACGUCCGCCUGGCCCUCAGCAGAGCCUCCACCGCCAUGGACGCCCGGGUGGUCCGGUCCGAUAAGGACUGUGUCCUCGCAUGCUGCUCUGAGGAGGUCAAACCAGGAGCUAAAUGCAACAUGGCCGUGUUCAACGGAAACAAACCCGCUGGUGAUGAGAACUGCUUCCUGUUCCACUGUCCGACGGAGCAGGACUGUCCGCUGACCAAGGCUCCGGAUGGCACCAGCACCUACGACAUCUACAAAGGUUUGAUUCAUCCAACCAUUGUGAGACCAGCAACCACCACCAGUCCAACAACCACCACCAGUCCAACAACCACCACCAGUCCAACCACUACCACCAGUCCAACCACUACCACCACCACCACCAGUCCAACCACUACCACUACCACCACCACCACCAGUCCAACCACUACCACCACUCCAACCACUACCACCACCACCAGUCCAACCACUACCACCACUCCAACCACUACCACCACCACCAGUCCAACCACUACCACCACCACCAGUCCAACCACUACCACCACCACCAGUCCAACCACCACCACCAGUCCAACCACUACCACCACCACCAGUCCAACCACCACCACACCAGCACCAACUAUACCUACAACUACUCAAACUACAACAACCACCACCACCACCACUCAGACACGAGCCACCACCACAGCAGGUCCACCCAUCAUCAUCGUCGCCUCGAUGCCCGCAGUAACCUCAUCACCCACCACUGUUGCUACGACAAGAACAACAGCUCCUACCACCACCAUCAGCAUGAGGAGGCCCAACAAAACCAACAAGAAGCAAAACAAAAGCACCAAGAAAGGAAGACCUCAUGUGAUCAUCAGCAGCUCCACAGCUCCACCUGCUGGGGUAACGGAACACAGAACUACCGGAAAACCACAGCCAGACACUCCAACUACCACCACUACUACUACCAACACAACCACUCCUGCUACUACUACUACUACAUCUCCUACCACCACCAAAUCAACUACUACAACCACUCCUACAACUACCACAACCACCCCCACUACUACUGCUAUGUCUCCUACCACCACCAAAACAACCACUCCUACAACUACCACUGCCCCUCCUCCCACUACUACUACUACUUCUACUACUACCACUACUACCACUGAACCGUCCACCACCAGGGCGACUCCAGCGCCGGGUCUCGUCAUCGUCCCUAAAGACGCCGUCCAGUCGGAUCAUGUCCUCCAGAACUCCAGCGCCGGACGAGGGAAGGUGGCAGCGGCGGCUCAGGGGGCACUGAAGAGCGGCGCGGUGGCGUUCAUGGUGCUGGGACUCGCCGUGCUCACGCUGGCUCUGGCUGUUGGCGGCCGCAAGGCGAUGGAGUCCUUCGACAGACGACAUUACACAAGACUGGAGCUCAAUGACCUCCACUAUGAGGUUUAGGAGGAAACAAACGGACUAGAGUUCAUUUACGGUUGUUAGCGUCUCUCUGAUGUCUGUCUGGUUCCUUUGCUUACAACAGAGGUACACACUGUGGUAAUCUGGUGUAUACGGUCCAGAAUACUGGGCUGUGAUUGGCCAGAGGGCUCUGAUGUUUGGUUUGUUUCCUUUCAAACGAUCUUCAGAUCUUUUGUUGGUGAUCAUGAUGUAACCUCUCACACCUUAUCUUCAUCAGAUUUUUGUUAAUUGUCGGUAACAGGAAGUUACACGUGUAAACUACUGAAGCUCCGCCCAUGUUCAAGCUCCACCUCCUGAACCUAAGUAUAAUGACAUCAUCACAGAACGUCAACAGCAGCUGGUCUGAAACUGGAAAACUGCAAAUUAAAUUAGAGUAGAAGCAACAUUCUGUGGCACAAAAGCGUUUUUUAGACAUGUUUGUGAAAUUAUUGUUGAAGGAAUCGUGACCACAUUAUUAUGAAUUAAUGACCAGAAAAGUGUUUUUAUUGGCGGAUUCACUGCACUUCUGUAGAGGAGGAGGUUUUAAACACCUUUAGCUCACAUAUUUUACUCUAUUUUCACAUUAUUUAGCUCCAUGUGGGAUGUUUUUUUUUUUUUUUAGAGAAUCACACCUCUGAUUUAAUGUUUUGAGCAGCUUUAUAUCCUCAGCUUGGACAGUCACUGAACCCUCGGAGCUCCAAGACUUCAGCCGGCGAUGGAACCAAGAACUAACAGCAAUAUUUUAAACCUCAGGAAGCCUCUGAAGUGGAGCUGGAAAGCAGAAGGUUUGUGAAUACACUGCAUGUCUUCUCAGCUUCACAGCUUCAGCCAUACGAGCUUGUUCAUGUCAGACGCUCCUCACUGUGGUGUUUCUGUCUUCGUCCUCCACUCUGGAUGAAGAUCCGACCGAUGGAUGCACUCCUGAUGCACUACUGUAUCCUGUGUUUUUGAUAAAUAUGAUCUGCUUCUUUUGUGAUAUUUGAUUGUUUUUCACGGCUAAGAGGACACUGUGGCUGCGCACUAUUUUCCUAGAAGUCUGCUGUUUGUUCUGUCCAGCCAGCAGGGGGCAGCAGCAGCCUGGAGGGUUUUUAUGUCUUCUUAAUUAAUUACUGAAUGGUUCAUAGUUUGGUCUCGUUUUGUGAAGUGAUGCUUUUGCAUAAGUUUGGAAUUUGAUGUUUUGUUCUUGUUAGAAUUAAAAAAAUGUGAUUUUUGAACAAAUUA
Molecule: messenger RNA, 4886 nt
Organism: Acanthochromis polyacanthus (spiny chromis)
Lineage: Eukaryota; Metazoa; Chordata; Actinopteri; Pomacentridae
Gene: mansc1
Product: MANSC domain containing 1
Exons: 4
Coding region: 2034-3671 (545 amino acids)
Source: RefSeq, a predicted model, not a curated record